AUGGCAAGGCCUGAGGGCUCCAUUGCAGAGGCAUAUGUCGCAAAUGAGUGCUUGAAUGCUUGCUCAAGGUAUUUUGAUGAUGUUGACACUAGGCACAAUCAUGAGGGCAGGAACAGAGAGCGUGUUCCAAUGAGUACAUGUGGUUUAUCUAUUUUCCAGCAUGGAGCAAAUAUGUUGGGGGCACCGAGGCUUACAUAUGAUGAGAAGGAUUAUGACAGGAUGGUUUGGAUUUAUAGGAAUGAGUUAGAGACUGCUGGCAAUCGUGAUGUUGGGGGACCUUGCUAA
Miscanthus lutarioriparius is the source of this 285-nucleotide messenger RNA. NCBI's taxonomy places the organism in Eukaryota, Viridiplantae, Streptophyta, Magnoliopsida, Poales, Poaceae. The record is from the annotation of a GenBank genome assembly.